Molecule: messenger RNA, 1104 nt
Organism: Paramuricea clavata
Lineage: Eukaryota; Metazoa; Cnidaria; Anthozoa; Malacalcyonacea; Plexauridae
Source: the annotation of a GenBank genome assembly
UAUAAAGCAACAGAUUACGUAGUACGAGGAGCAGGGAAGUUCACGAUCUCGUUCGAGCCAGUAAAUGGUGACAAGAAGACGACAGUUGUGUAUGACUUCACUGGAGAAGGUGGUGUUAUGAUGGGCAUGUAUAAUACUGACGAGGUACAAUCUUACAUUUCACCAAAACUUUUAAGAUUUUCCUAAUUUGGACACCCCCGCUAUCAUUAUUCAUAUCAGAUUACUUCAUGGUUGAUGAGCGCGCGUACGAUUUAAAAUUUUUGUUAUUUAUUCGUUGUGUACUAUUUAAAGCACGCACAGGAGUGCUUUGUCAGAUAUAAAACACGAGUGCGCAGCACGAGUGUUUUUAUAUCUGAUAAAGCACCACUAUACAAGUAGUUUAAAUGACUUAAAAAUGACCCAUCUCAUGAGUUCAUUGGCGAAGUAAUUUUUAAAAUAAACAUUGUCUUUUAAUUAAUUAAUUUUAAAUAAUUUUUAAAAUAACACGAUUUUUUAUCACAUAUAAACCACCGACAUGGCAGUGACUGCCUUUGUCUUUUCCUCAUGAAUUAUUAAAUAUCCUCAUAAAUAAGAAUCGUACGUGCACUCACCAACCAUGAAGUAAUCUAUACUAAUACUAUUGUAGUACUGUUUAUGUUGUUGCACGGUUUGCCACCCAAAAAUUGCGGUGGCUAAUUUCAUUACGCUAUUCUCAUGGGCGGACACUUCUUUCUUGUGCUGGGAAGGGGGAUUUAGGUUGCGAACAUAUAGAGCCAUCUUUUCUUCCUGGUAGUCUUAGUUUUUUAAACUUUUUUUGCUUUAAAUUUCAUGCAAUAUAUACUGUAGCUGAAUUUUAUAACUUUCAUGGUUGAAAAAAACUGAUUGUUACAGUUCGUCUUUGCUGUACAAUUAUCCAACCAUCAUUUGAAGACUUUCUGAGAAACCUAGCGUUCGCCACUGACUAUCCUGUUUGCCGAUUAACAGGCGAUCCGAGAUUUUGCUCACAGCUGUUUCCAGUACGCCCUGCUCAAGAAAUGGCCUCUGUACAUGAGUACCAAGAACACUAUCUUGAAGCGAUAUGAUGGAAGAUUUAAAGAUUUAUUUGAAGAAAUUUAUGAAGAGUAA